UGAGUUUGGCACUUCACCAUGCUCUUAUUGUUCUCUUCGGUCAGUCUUACCCAACUUGGAGACCCCGUCGAGCACGAACUUGAAAAUGUAGUUUAAAGAGAACAAGGAAGAAGCAAGGAACAGCAAUACAAAAUUAUAAAUGGCUACUGUAUUCUUAAUCGUCAGUUUCAUGGGAAGCUCAUUCAUGUCCAUCACUGGAAGCCUGGGGAUUUGUGGCAAAUCUUGCUGAAAACCAACUGCCCUCCACUGACUGUAGCAUUCCCAUUCAACCAAUGGUCACUCUACCUUUUUUCCCCCCCUUCCCAUCUGUCAUUUUAGUGGUGCAGUGAACCCCCGAGAUUUGCUGAUGCCUGUCUUUUUGGUGGAUUUUUGAACCGCACUAUUCUCCCGCUUUUGGUAGUGACCCCUUGUGAUUCAUCAUCAUCUGCUGCCCCCCACCCCCCUUCUUCUUUUGUGCUCUGCCUCUCCGUGGAUAUGACCUACUCUCUCCCUUACUCCCCACUCCCUACCACCAUUGAACCACCAACACCACCAUUACACUUCUUCUCCUCCCUUGGCCCGCAUACUAACUACUCGACAGUUUGCCUCAACCAACUCUUGGCUCAGUAUCCAAACCCUGUUCUGCCUCUGGAGAACUUGGGUCCUUCAGUUUAUUGCUGCGGAUGGAUGACGAUUGGUUUCUGUCGAAGUUCGUGGCCCGGCCUGUCCUCUCCAGCCAGUGUGGGGGGAAUGAAUGUUACAUGAAACGCAGAACUAAAAAAUUGGUGGUGGUGUUGUCAAUAAGCUUUGGUGGUACAGCUUCAUUCACUUGGAUUCUUGCGUCGUAACUUCUUAGAUGACUUCUCCGGCGAGAAGACAUUGUUAAAGAAUUUCCAGCUCUGAAUUGGAAUUCGAAAGACUAUCCAGUGUCAAUACUUUUGAAGAUGGUAACAGCCAAAUGUUUUGGAGAAGCCCAGCCUCUCAACCUUGAAAAUACAGCCUUAGGCCUUUUGUGUUUAAGGAUAUUUCCUGAUGUUCCAAGUGAUCUCAUCAUUGAAGUAGAUGGUGGAAGUUUUGCGUUGCACAAGUUCCCCCUUGUCUCUCGAAGUGGCAGAAUCAGAAAGUUACUUGCAGAGCUGAAGGAUUCUGACAUUUUGAGGUUUCAGUUGCUAAAUUUACCAGGAGGGGCUGAGGCCUUUGAGUUAGCAGCAAAAUUCUGUUACAACAUUAACUUUGAGAUUACACCAUCGAAUGUAGCACAGCUAUGUUGUGUGUCAGAGUACCUUGAAAUGACUGACGAGUAUGCUAAGGAAAACCUUGCAUCUCGUGCAGAAGCUUACUUGGAUGGUGUAAUCUGCAAAAGUCUUGAGAAAUCUGUCGAGGUUCUAUGUUAUUGUGAAAAACUGAUUCCACUGGCUGAGGAAUUGAGAAUUGUCAGUAGAUGCAUAGAUGCAAUAGCGUCCAUAGCAUGCACAGAGCAGAUAGCCUCUAGCUUCUCAAGACUAGAGUAUAGCAGUUCUGGGCGGCUGCACACAAAUAAGCAUCCAAAAAGCUGUUCCAGGGAAUGGUGGAUUGAAGAUCUCUCUGGCCUGGGGCUUGACAUGUAUCAUAAAGUAAUAUCUGCUUUGCGAUAUAGGGGACUUCAUCCUGAAAGUAUAGGCGCAUCUCUUAUGAACUAUGCUCAGAAAGUGUUGACCAAGAAGUCAAGCAUUUGGAAUUUAAACAGCCAAAGAAAGAUUGAUUUUAUUGGUUCAGUUGAACGUGAACAGAUAGAGCUAGUCGAAACAAUCACAAGUCUGCUACCUGUGGAGAAACUAGCUGUCCCCAUAAGCUUUCUGUUUGGACUUCUGCGGAGUGCAGUUACCUUAGAGUGUGCAAUUGCUUGCAGACUGGAUCUUGAGAGGAGGAUUGCAUCACAACUGGAUAUGGCCACUCUAGAUGAUCUGCUUAUUCCAUUGUGUAGGUACUCUGGUGAUACAGUGUUUGAUGUUGACACUGUGCAAAGGAUCCUGGUGAAUUUUUUGCAGCAAGAUGACAGUGCUGAUGACCUGGAUGAUGUGUCCUUUUGUGAAUCUGAUGGGCCACCUUCUCCCUCUGAAACUGCAGUUUUCAAGGUUUCAAGGCUAGUGGAUGCUUACCUUGCAGAGAUUGCUCCCGAUGCCAACCUGAAGCUUCCCAAAUUCAUGGCAAUUGCUGAAGCUUUACCGGCGCAUACACGUACUCAAGAUGAUGGACUCUAUCGAGCCAUUGAUAUCUACCUUAAAGCCCAUCCAGGUUUGUCUGACUUGGAGCGGAAGAAGCUAUGCAAAUUGAUUGAUUUCCAGAAAUUAUCACCUGAAGCAGGUGCACAUGCAGCACAGAAUGAGCGCCUUCCUGUGCAGUCGGUUGUUCAAGUUCUUUACUUUGAACAGUUAAGACUCCGCAAUGCCUUAUUUUCUGCUCAUGCAGAUGAAGAUCAGAAAAGUUUCUAUCAGUCUCAACGCAUUAGUAGUGGUGCUCUCAGUGCUGCCAUGUCCCCUCGUGAUAACUAUGCAUCAUUAAGACGAGAGAACCGGGAGCUAAAGCUAGAGCUAGCACGUUUAAGGAUGAGAUUAAAUGACUUAGAAAAAGACCAUGCUUGUAUGAAGCAAGAUAUUGAGAGAACAAGCUCUAAUAAGUUUUUGAGUUCAUUAUCCUCAAAGUUUAGCAAACUAAGCCCAUUUGGUAAUAGUAGCUCAACCAGAUCAACUUCAUCUUCAAGGCGAUCAUAGGCACCUGGGCUUGUUCUCUCUUGUAGGAUAAGGAAAACCUUAUCUUAGUUACAUUCAACUUUGUUUUUCCUUCUUAGCUAUGUAUGAGCACCACGUGCAGCAACCUUUUUCGCCUUAGCAGAAACUUUGCAGCUUUAACUGGCUUCCCAUAUCAUGUAUGUCGCUGCUGUACAUAUACAUUGAAUAUCUUUCACCAAUAUAUUGAUUCUAACUUCUGAA
This is a messenger RNA of Nymphaea colorata (pocket water lily), 2948 nucleotides long. Its product is annotated as BTB/POZ domain-containing protein At5g48800. The transcript has 5 exons. The record is from RefSeq and is a predicted model, not a curated record. Lineage: Eukaryota; Viridiplantae; Streptophyta; Magnoliopsida; Nymphaeales; Nymphaeaceae. The coding region runs from base 924 to 2729 and encodes 601 amino acids. Gene Ontology annotation, molecular function: protein binding.